Molecule: messenger RNA, 319 nt
Organism: Pyricularia oryzae 70-15
Lineage: Eukaryota; Fungi; Ascomycota; Sordariomycetes; Magnaporthales; Pyriculariaceae
Exons: 2
Coding region: 1-159 (52 amino acids)
Source: RefSeq, a predicted model, not a curated record
AUGUCUUGUCCGUCACAGCAGAUCUACGGGUUUGGGCCAGGGGUGUUCAUGAUCUGGUGCUUAUUUUCACCCAACUGCCUCCAUCCGCCCACAAGUGUCAAGGGUCCGCAAAACUCCACUGACACAGCCGCAAACCCGUCGAACCCAUCUGUCGAGUAAACAGGUUGAUCAAUUUUGGAUGGAUCGAUACGCGGGGGAUCUCCCCGUGUAUACGGGGAAUUCACUCAUAGCGCUGUAUGGUGCAAAGAUCUAUGCCAAAAACUCGCCGGGUCUAGCAAAUAUUUCCGACCUGUCCAGGCAUGAAGCUGGUCAAGCAGAC